This is a messenger RNA of Helianthus annuus (common sunflower), 375 nucleotides long. Its product is annotated as heterogeneous nuclear ribonucleoprotein A1, A2/B1 homolog. NCBI's taxonomy places the organism in Eukaryota, Viridiplantae, Streptophyta, Magnoliopsida, Asterales, Asteraceae. The record is from RefSeq and is a predicted model, not a curated record. The transcript has a single exon. The coding region runs from base 1 to 375 and encodes 124 amino acids.
AUGGGCGCCGGUGAACGUUGGUGGUGGGUGGUGGCUAGGGCGGUGGGUGGUGGCAACGACGGUGGGCGGUGGUCAGUGGAUGGUGAUAGGUUGGUGGUAGCGGGGUGGGUGUCGGUGGUGGUGGCAGCGAGGAUAAAGGUGGGUGGCAGCAGCGACGACGGUGGAUGGUGUAGGUGGUGGGCAGUGGCGGCCGGGGGGGGGGGGGGUGGUAGAGGUGGUGGGUGGGCGGCAGCGAUCGGCGGUGGUGAACGUUGGUGGUGGGUGGCGGUCGUGGGUGGGUGGGUGGCGAUGGGUGAUGGUGGACGACAGUGGUGGGUGGCGGUGGUGGCGAUGGUAGUAGGUUGUGGCGAUGAUAGUUGGUUGUGGCGCUGUUAA